UCAAAGAACAGCAAAUCUUACUGUUUUUCUACACAAAUAAAUAUGCAAAUGAGCUCAUGGCUUUAUAGAACAUAACGGCAACUUUGUGCGCAUGCGUCAGCAACUUCUCCCCGAACAGACUUGUUAGAGUGGAGACUCCAUGAGGUUCCUCAGCUGGAUCCCGUUAUGGAGUUCAUGCAGGAAAACCGGGAGACUCUGGGAGUAACCCGGGAAUCUCGGUUGGCUGCUGAUAAGGUUUGAUCGAGCAGAGUCCAAGAAAAGUCAACACACGCGUGCACGCAUCCUGACCCGGUUGUGUCUUUCCAAAUCAAGCGAAUCCGAAUCGAUACACGUUCCGCGCGCACGGUAUCCUAUUUGAUUUACGUUACAUUCCCCAAUAUACCGGCUAUGCCUCGUCCAUAAUUAUGACGUCACACUUACGACAUGACCCCGCCCAUAUUCUGAGCACGUGCCAUCCGCUACGUCUAUGUAUAUACAUAUAUAUAUAGAGAGCGGGAAAGAGAGUUAUGAUACAAGUCUCUCACGCGAGAGUUGCAACUGCGCGCGUGCUCGUUUUCAAGCGCGCGCUCCGGUACCCGGUAUGGUUUUAUAAGGACUCACAUAGGCGCGAGAGGAGCUGCACGAGCCGUUUACAUCAACCAGGACACCCGAAAACCGAAGCAUGGAUGGUACGAAGAAAGGAGGCCAUGGGGCUACAGUGAGCUUCCACAACAUCCACUACAGCGUCACCUGCCGGACUGGGAUACUCUGCAAACAGAAGAAGACCCACAAAGACAUCCUCAUUGACCUCAAUGGAAUAAUGAAGCCUGGACUGAACGCCAUACUGGGGGCCACAGGCAGCGGGAAAUCCUCUUUUUUGGAUGUGCUAGCGGCGAGGAAGGAUCCCAAAGGACUGACUGGAGAGGUGCUGAUAGAUGGAGCACCACAGCCGCCCAACUUUAAAUGUCUGUCUGGAUAUGUAGUACAGGACGAUGUGGUGAUGGGAACUCUGACCGUGAGAGAGAAUCUACGCUUCUCGGCAGCUUUAAGGCUUCCGACAUCUAUCAGUCAGAAGGAGAAGGAGGAGAAAGUGCAGCGACUGAUUGAUGAGCUCGGGCUGACUAAAGUAGCUGACUCACGGGUGGGCACCCAACUGAUUCGUGGAAUUUCGGGAGGUGAGAGAAAGAGGACCAACAUCGGCAUGGAGCUCAUCAUCGAUCCGUCUGUCCUUUUCUUGGAUGAGCCAACGACCGGUCUGGAUGCUAACACGGCUAACUCUGUACUAUCCCUAUUAAAGAGGAUGUCUGCUCACGGCCGGACCAUCAUCCUGUCUAUUCACCAGCCACGCUACUCCAUUUACCGGCUGUUCGAUUCCCUCACCCUGCUGGCGGCAGGAAGGCAGGUUUACCAUGGGCCUGCUCAGAGUGCACUGCAGUACUUCAGUGACAUCGGCUUCAGCUGUGAACCUCAUAACAACCCCGCUGACUUCUUCCUGGAUGUCAUUAAUGGAGAUUAUACUGCGCUGUCUCAAGACAAACUGGAGGAUAAUGCAGAACCGGAUCAGAAGCAGAGCGCACCGGACCGUCAGCCCAUCGAGGACCGUCUGGUGCAGGAGUACAAGCAGUGGUCGCACUACAAGCAGACCAAAGACGAGCUGGAGGAGAUCACUCAGGGCCGGAAUUACGACAACCGGCCCAAAUCCCGCACCGUCACCUACAGCACGUCUUUCGGCCACCAGUUCAAAUGGGUGUUGAAGAGGACGUUCCGCAACCUGAUGCUCAAUCCACAGACCUCCUUCGCUCAGGUCGGCGUGACUCUUUUCUUAGCUCUGAUCGUCGGCGCCAUCUUUUUCAGCGUGCCAAACAAUUCAAGUGGAAUCCAGAACAGAAUGGGCGCCUUGUUCUUCAUCACCACCAACCAGUGUUUCGGCUCGCUGUCCUCUGCUGAACUCUUCAUCACAGAGCGCAAGCUCUUCCUACACGAGUAUGUUAGUGGUUAUUACAGAGUGUCGGUGUACUUCCUGUGUAAGCUGCUCUCGGAUAUUCUCACCCUGCGCACAGUUCCAGCCAUCAUCUUCAGCUCGGUGGCCUACUGGAUGAUCGGGUUCAAAGUGGAUACAGGAUCGUUUUUUUUCUUCAUGUUCACUGUUGCCAUGACCGCGUACACCGCGACAUCCAUGGUGAUGGCCAUUUCGGCCGAUCAGAACGUGGUGGCCAUCGCCAACAUCUACAUGACCAUCAGCUUUGUGUUCAUGAUGAUUUUCUCAGGCUUGUUGGUGAAUUUGCCGAGCAUUGCUGACUGGCUAAACUGGCUAAAAUACUUCAGCAUUCCCCGCUAUGGCCUUACGGGUCUCCUGGUGAACGAGUUUGUUGGGCUGGAAUUCUGUGACCCUCCAACAACUCUGCCUCCUCACUUCAAUAUCACUAUAGGAACCAAUUCCAGCUGUACGACCGGAGAGAGAUUUCUGACGGCGCAGGGCAUUGACUAUUCCACCUGGGGCAUGUGGCAGAAUAUCGUGGCUCUGGGCUGCAUGAUCGUCAUCUUCCUGAGUAUCGCAUACCUCAAACUGCGCUUAAUUAAGAAAUUCACAUAGAUGGAUGCGCACACACAUUUACACUGGGUUUCGAGUUGUUCAAUGACUAAAUGUUUCCUCCCUUUAUUACAUUUUGCGCUAAUUAUUAUACUUCUCAAGCCCUGCUUCAUGAUUAGCUCCGCCCCCUCAAUCCCACCUUCCUUUUCCUUAAAGCUUUCCCAAAUUUCAUCAACAGUAAUAUAAGCUACAGCAUCUAUUUAUUUUUUUCUUAAAACAUGCAUUUAUUCUCCAAAGCACUUGAACAGUAUUUCUGCCUGGUUUAUCCUCUACACAAAAUCCUCCAUUAUAGUUUUUUGGGUUCCAAUUAUUAUAAAAAUAAGAAAAAGCAUUUUUUUUUUUUAUGCAGGAAAAUAACUAUGCAACAUUUGCUGAUUUGUACUCAUUUUUAUAUAUACACAAAUGAGAGCAUGAUUGUUGUCCUGCACAUAAUUUUCAUAAGUACAUAGGAACAAUUCACUUUUGUUCAUGCAAUUUAUUUUUUUAUUAUUAAAAAAAAUGUAAUUCCAAUUUGAAGCUGCUUCCAAUAAUUAAAGCACAUUUUUCACAAGCUUAA
This is a messenger RNA of Silurus meridionalis, 3125 nucleotides long. RefSeq names its product ATP-binding cassette, sub-family G (WHITE), member 2a (gene abcg2a). NCBI's taxonomy places the organism in Eukaryota, Metazoa, Chordata, Actinopteri, Siluriformes, Siluridae. Gene Ontology annotation, molecular function: ATP hydrolysis activity; ATP binding; ABC-type transporter activity. The transcript has 16 exons. The record is from RefSeq and is a predicted model, not a curated record. Gene Ontology annotation, cellular component: plasma membrane. The coding region runs from base 662 to 2572 and encodes 636 amino acids.